CAACAAGCUCAAUCUCCAUGAAUUGCAUCUUCUAAUAUUUUUUGUUUUUGUGGCGAAUAAUAAAGAGCUAAAAAUCUCUGAGCUUUGUUUCACAUCUCUUUUUCCCGGUUGAACUUUUGCAGUUUCCUAUUUGAAGGCAAAAAUGGCUCGGGAAGGUCCCAAUUGGGAAGGGUUGCUUAAAUGGAGCCUCGCACACUCGGAUGGUACUAACUCUUCUCCUAAUCUGAGUGAGGAGGAUAGAAAGUGGUUUAUGGAAGCAAUGCAGGCACAGACGGUUGACAUUGUUAAGCGAAUGAAAGAGAUAACACUUGUUAUGAAGAUCCCAGAGCAGGUUUUGGAGUCUCAAGGGGUAACUCCUCAAGAUAUUGAAGAUAUGUUGGAUGAGCUGCAAGAGCAUGUUGAAUCAAUUGAUAUGGCAAAUGAUCUUCACUCUAUCGGUGGCCUAGUUCCUCUCAUUGACUAUCUAAAAAAUUCACACGCGAACAUAAGAGCAAAAGCUGCUGAAGUUAUUAGCACAAUCGUCCAAAACAACCCGAGAAGUCAACAUCUGGUCAUGGAAGUCAACGGUCUCGAGCUGCUUUUGUCGAAUUUCACUUCGGAUACUGAUGUCACUGUCCGUACAAAAUCACUCGGUGCAAUUUCAUCUCUUAUCAGGCAUAACAAGCCUGGAAUCACUGCAUUUCGCCUGGCCAAUGGUUAUGCCACUCUAAGAGAUGCUCUAAGUUCUGAGAAUGUGAGAUUUCAAAGCGAGGAUGCCGAUUUACGUGAAGCUGCACUGAAGGGCCUAUGCCAGCUGGCACAAAACCGUCUAACUGGAGAAGACGAGGAGAAACUGAAACAAAUCCUACAAGAGAGAGUUAAAGGGAUCAGCCAGUUGUCAGGUGAGGAAAGGCAGUUAGUGGACUCCCUUUGGAGCAUUUAUAAUCACGGGCCUUGUCCUCUGCGUGAAACGGGCUUCUUGUCCGGCUCAAUGAGGAUGUAA
Molecule: messenger RNA, 982 nt
Organism: Striga asiatica
Lineage: Eukaryota; Viridiplantae; Streptophyta; Magnoliopsida; Lamiales; Orobanchaceae
Source: the annotation of a GenBank genome assembly